Molecule: messenger RNA, 786 nt
Organism: Ophidiomyces ophidiicola
Lineage: Eukaryota; Fungi; Ascomycota; Eurotiomycetes; Onygenales; Onygenaceae
Gene: KRE9
Product: Cell wall synthesis protein kre9 precursor
Exons: 4
Coding region: 1-786 (261 amino acids)
Biological process (GO): cell wall biogenesis; (1->6)-beta-D-glucan biosynthetic process; fungal-type cell wall organization
Cellular component (GO): extracellular region
Source: RefSeq, a predicted model, not a curated record
AUGAAACUGAGGCUUCCCCAGCAGCUUGCUCUGCUUCUGCUUACCCUCCCCUUGCCUGCUGUUUCAUCCUUGGUUGAGUUUGUUGAGCCUGCCGCCGGGGCCGUCCUGGAGGGAGGAAAGCCAAUCCGUGUGCAGUGGAAAUUGCUGGAGAGUGCAAAGACACAGCUCGACUCCAAUGAGUUCAAUCUUGACCUGUGUGCAGGCGGUAAUGAUGCUGAUACCUAUGUAACUCUAGCAUCAUUGGUUGAAAAGGGAGUGCUUGGAGAGACAGAUUCAGUUUCCACCACUGUUGACCCCAAGCUAGGCGGCGAGCAUCCAAAUGCAUAUUUCUUCCAACUUUCCGUCGGCGUUACCAAUGGCACAACCUCAUUUUUUUCAGAUCGAUUCUCCCUGAACGCUAUGACCGGCACCUUCUCACAGCGUGUUGCUUCUGCUAUUGAGGCCCUUGGCGGCUCGACCACAGGUCCCCGCAGUUUGAAUAACCUCUCUAAGCGACAAGUAGUUGUAAUUCCUCCGGGAGCAGAUCCAGAUCUGCCAUAUUCAGCCCAAACCGGCCCAACUCGUUAUGCCCCAAUCCCGAAGCCGCCUCCAUUCAAGAUGAGCCUUAAAAACGCCCCGCCGUUGUAUCCAACUAGUGAUUAUGAAAUCGCACGCACAAAAUUGCCUACACCAACGAUCAUGACCACUGUUUCUCGCACAGUAGCUGCUUCGGUCCAAGAAAUAGAGAAUACUGCUGCUCCUGCAGAACGCGAUAUGCAGCGGUUUCUCAAAAGAUGGGAGGAUUGA